GCAAUGAUCAUCUCUGUUUUUCACUGGAAAAAGACCCCCUAACCCUUCUGUUCUCUGCAACCCCAUCUCUGUUUGUCCCUAAACCCUUAAACCCCAAAUUUGCCAGACUUCCCAUAUUUCUCUCUCCAACGAGCAAAACCCUUUAAAGCCUCUCCUUCUCUUCAUCUCUCUAUGUUGACUAUUUCAAGAAUGAAGUCUCUAAUGUCACUGUCAGCUUCACCCUUCUCUCUUCACCGCUCAAAGGCCAUACGUUUUGGUGUCUUCUCUUUGGCCUCUGAAUCCUCCUCUAACUUGAUUCCGACCUUUCUUCAAAGCCCCAUAUCUAUACACACAAAACCCAGAUUGAUUCCACCCAAAUCCCCAAUUUUUUCAAUCCACAACCGGAGCUUGCAAUCGGAAUCCUCUCGCUCGUCGUCCGACGGAGAGAUUCAUGUGAUUGUGGGCCCCAUGUUCGCUGGGAAAACUACCACGCUUAUCCGUCGCAUUCAGUCCGAGAGCGAAAAUGGCAGAAGUGUUGCGAUAAUAAAGUCAAAUAAGGAUACACGAUAUAGAUUGGAUUCGAUAGUCACGCAUGAUGGAAUGAAGUUGCCUUGUUCGGCGUUGGCAAAUUUGUCAUCAUUCAGGCAAAAACUUGGUCCUGAUGCUUAUGAUAAGCUUGAUGUGAUUGGCAUUGAUGAAGCUCAAUUUUUCGAUGACCUCUAUGAUUUCUGCCGCAAAGCUGCUGAUCAUGAUGGCAAAACUAUAAUAGUUGCUGGCCUGGACGGUGACUAUUUGAGGAGGAGCUUUGGUUCUGUUCUUCACAUAAUUCCACUUGCCGAUUCCGUGACCAAGUUAACUGCUCGAUGUGAAAUAUGCGGCAAUCGCGCCUUUUUUACUUUGCGGAAGACAGAGGAGAUUCAGACAGAAUUGAUCGGAGGAGCUGAUGUCUACAUGCCGGUGUGUCGACAGCACUAUGUUGGCGGACAAAUAGCUUUAGACACUGCAAGAGUAUUAACAGAAACUCAGAAGGUAGAGUACGGUGCCUACGCAUAACCCGUUCUUGUUCUGUUAACCAUUUUGGCCAGCCAGCUCCGUCUUUGGCCCUCAGUAGAAAUGUGUACAAGGUAGAUUCACUUCUCUGAUGCAUAUCCACUGUUAUUAGUUGAAGCCUUUCCUUGACCUGUUUAUAUAUUAUAGGUGAAAAGUAGUGAAUGUGGGAUUACUUUGAUUUCAAACAGUUGUGACUCUGAUUAUUUAAAUUAAGUUUCCUUUAAUCAAAAUUUUUGGAUUGGUGCUUCUCAUUGAUUACAUGAUGAUUUUGGUUCAUGCUAUGGUGCCUUUUGCCCAUAAUUCUUCAGUUUAUUAUGCUGUGAAUUGAGUUGUUAUCCAAUAGAGAUGGUAACAUAAAGAAAACUAAAGAGUGUAAUUCUACAAUUGAAUAAAGAAUCAGGAAUCACAUAGAAAUCAAAUUUUAUAAUCUAAGUACAAUAAUAUCCUCUACAAACAGAGACUUUCUAAACAAAGCAAGGGAUUCUGUAUCAUAUUAUAAGUCAAUCAAAUAAGGGUAUCUUCUAGGAACUCAGGAGCAGAAGGUCUCUCUGCUUGCUUCAGAAUACAUUCUCAAUAAGCCCUCUGACCUCACCCAAUGAUAAUGGCUUCAUCGCACUAGUCACCUUCUUGUAUCUUCACAACAGAAUCACACUCUCCAUUGAAACCAACUCAAGCAGACUCAUCCUAAAAGCAUACGCAUCCACAAGCUAUUAUAGUUCUCAUCAAACAGCUCGGGUGCUAUGUGUUUUUUUUUAUUCAAAUAAUCCGCAAAACCCUGAAUUUAAAUCACAAAUUUCUUGGAAAGUCAUUCCUAUUGCAACCCUCAUAAAUUCACAACAUGAUCAAAGCAGAACAAGGAUUAUGACACUGAAUCCACAACUUCACAAAGACUUCAAACAAAUCAACCAACACAAACCGUAUUUUCCCCAAAUCACAACGAAAAAAUCUGAGCGCACACAACAAAACACACCCAAAUAAAUUCUAAAGAAAAAAAGCUCGAAACAUAUUUUCAAGAAAGGCCUCAGAAUUGCAGAAUGUCAGCAGCGCUCAACAAAGCCAUUCAGUCCCGAAAGAUGGUGUUUUUACUGAAUGAUUUCUUCAUCGGCAACUUGAAAAAAAAUCAAAAC
Messenger RNA from Tripterygium wilfordii, 2156 nucleotides. Its product is annotated as thymidine kinase a-like. Gene Ontology annotation, biological process: thymidine metabolic process. Gene Ontology annotation, molecular function: thymidine kinase activity; ATP binding. NCBI's taxonomy places the organism in Eukaryota, Viridiplantae, Streptophyta, Magnoliopsida, Celastrales, Celastraceae. The coding region runs from base 172 to 1032 and encodes 286 amino acids. The record is from RefSeq and is a predicted model, not a curated record. The transcript is spliced from 5 exons.